AUGGCGGCCCCCAACGAGACCUACACCCCAGCAUUUCCUCCAAAAUCCAAGCCCUAUAUCUCCACCGGCAUCCCAUUUCCUGAAGCAUGUGCCCAUCACAUCAAAAACACAUUCCAUGCCUCCAAGAUCUACAUAAUUGUAUCAAACUCCAUUAGCAAGACAUCCAAUUUCAGCUCUCUCCAGCAACAGCUUGGUGAUCAGGUUGUAGGCGUGAGGUAUGGGAUCAAGCCGCACACACCAUGGGACGACAUCUUGGAGAUCGUACAUGAUAUGCGAGAGAAAGAAGCAGAUAUCAUUGUUACGCUUGGAGCUGGAUCACUUACUGAUGGGGCGAAAGUCAUUUCAUUCGCAUUGGCAAACAAUGUAUCCACCCGUGAAGAACUUUACUCUCUCUCAGCAGAGGCCAAGACACCAAACUUAAAGCCAUGUCAAAUCCCCAUAAUAAACAUUCCAACAUCCCUCUCUGGCGGAGAAUACUCCCCAUUUGCGGGUGCAACUAACACCAUCACCCAUCAAAAAGUAUCCUUUAGUCACCCAUCCAUGGGUGCCUCCCUUAUUAUUCUAUCGCCAUCCCUAUGUAUUUCCACUCCUCAACAUAUUUGGCUCAGCACUGGUCUUCGAGCUGCAGAUCAUUGUGUCGAAGGACUGUGUUCGCUAGAUAAAAACGUUUGUGCCGAAAGCGACGAGGAAUUUUCGAAUGGACUGAAAUUGCUUGUGCCGAAUUUAUUGAUCACUAAAAAUGAUCCAAGGAACGAGCAGGCGAGAUUGAAGGAAAUGUGGGGAGUGGUGGAAGCGAUGAAAGCACUAGGUAGAGGAAUACCCAUGGGUGGGAGCCAUGGAAUCGGACAUCAGUUAGGUCCACUUGGCGUUGGCCACGGCGAGACGAGUUGUAUUAUGUUACCACCCGUAUUGAAAUAUAAUGCGAAGCAUGGAAGUAAGGAUGAGAGGGUUAUCGAAGGACAGAGGAAAGUGCUGAAAGUUUUGUGGGAAGAGGCGACUGUCAGAGAGGUACUUAAGAGGAGGGGAUUGAAAGAAGAAACUUCGGAUGCAGGCGAUGCGAUAGGUGCGAUAGUCAGCGAGCUUGAAAUGCCGAGGACACUAAAAGACGUAGGUGUGGGGAAAGAACAAUUGGAUGCACUGGCGGAUAAUUGUUUGAAGGAUAGGUGGUUACCCACAAAUGCUGUACCGUUGACUAGCAAAAAGCAAGUGCUGGAGGUGUUAGAAAUGGCUGCUGGUUCAUAG
This is a messenger RNA of Sclerotinia borealis F-4128, 1242 nucleotides long. Lineage: Eukaryota; Fungi; Ascomycota; Leotiomycetes; Helotiales; Sclerotiniaceae. The record is from the annotation of a GenBank genome assembly.